Messenger RNA from Hippocampus comes (tiger tail seahorse), 7271 nucleotides. It is a transcript of the gene atg2a, whose product is annotated as autophagy related 2A. The record is from RefSeq and is a predicted model, not a curated record. The coding region runs from base 288 to 6341 and encodes 2017 amino acids. Gene Ontology annotation, biological process: autophagy of mitochondrion; reticulophagy; autophagosome assembly. Lineage: Eukaryota; Metazoa; Chordata; Actinopteri; Syngnathiformes; Syngnathidae. The transcript is spliced from 43 exons. Gene Ontology annotation, cellular component: phagophore assembly site; phagophore. Gene Ontology annotation, molecular function: protein-membrane adaptor activity; phosphatidylinositol-3-phosphate binding.
CGACACGGCGACGGACCGGUGGCCUAACGAGCGAGUCGUAGUCACGGGGGAAGUCUCGUCGCGCACAAAGGAUAUUUUUUUUUCCUCCCCUCGAGUUUUUAUGUCGAGCCUGGGAGAAGUGGAGUUACGGUUUACCCCUUCCUUAGCACCCAGCAGCUAGCUGUGGCUCAUUCUUGCUUCUGCUCCCUCUCGCGUUCGCCUGUUAUGCAGUUUCCCGAGGACUGCGGUCGUACUCGUUCUCCUGCGCCGCCUCUUCUCGCUCCCUCUCCCCCGCUCUCGCUGGGCCUAUGUCUCGCUGGCUCUUCCCCUGGUCGGGCUCCAUCAAGAAGCGGGCCUGUCGGUACCUCCUCCAGCACUACCUCGGCCACUUUUUGCAGGAGCGCCUGAGCUUGGACCAACUGGGCUUGGACCUGUACAAUGGCAGCGGGGUCAUCAAGGAGAUCAACCUCGAUGUGUGGGCAGUCAACGGGCUUCUGGAGAACCUUGGUGCUCCCCUGGAGAUCGUGGACGGCUUUGUCAGCAGCAUCACAGUGACCAUUCCCUGGCAAGCUCUGCUCACCGACCACUGCACCUUGGAAGUGUCCGGUCUCCAGAUAACAUGCAGACCCAAGUACCGUAUCGGUGGCAGCUGGGACUCGCAAAGCUGGUCAUCCAGCAUGACUUCCAGCAUGCAGCUGGCCCAGGAGUGCCUGAAGGACCCCCCUGAGACAUCCGAGGAGCCGCCAGCUCCACUCGAAGGACUGGAGAUGUUUGCACAAACCAUAGAGACGGUCCUUCGUCGUAUUAAAGUCACUCUCCUGGAUACCAUCGUACGCAUUGAGCACCAGCCCCCGGACCUGGAAACAGGCAUUGCCUUAGAGGUGCACAUCAAACGGUUGGAGUACUUUGACGAGGCGGUGCGCGACCCAUCCAACCAGACUGCCGUGCCUGUCGACAUCCACCAGCCGCCCGCCUUCCUGCACAAGAUCCUCCAGCUCAGCGCUGUUCAGCUCCUCUAUGACAGCAUGGGCACGGAGCAGGAGGUGCCUGAGGAGAAAAAGUCAGCCACUGCCAGCGAGGCAGAGGAGGAGGAAAGUGAUGACGAAGAGCAGGUGGAAGACAAGGGGAAGCCCCUGAAGGUUCCCUCGUCACAGCCCCUUCUCAUCGGUAGCUGCUCCGGUUUCAUUGAGACCACAGUCAAGCUAAAGCAGAACGAUAUGCUGCCCGGACCAAAGUUUGAAUUGGAUGGGAAGGUGGGCUGCGUCCACAUGCUGUUGUCCCCGGCUCAGAUCACACAUCUGACAGACCUGCUGGCAGCUCUUUGCAUAGAAACAGAGUCCGAGACCAAACUUGGUGGCACGCGCAGCCGCCCGCUAGACUCGGAUGACCUGCGUAUGAUCGAAGAAGACCUCAGUAAGCAGUUGGGCACCAGUCCCAGAGGCAGGGACUGGGAUGCCGAGUGCGACCUGGAGCCUUAUGUCACCACUCUGGAAAACGGAGAAAUGUUCUAUUCCAUGGGCCCCACGGGGAUGAGCAGCAGUGUGACGUCGGUGCGCUCGGGCAGUGAGCUGUCAGACAGCGAUAUGGACUCUUCCACGCACAGUCUGGCCAGUCUCACUCAGCCUGGCUCACUGGCCACACAGGGGCUCAUGAGCUGUCCCAGACGUUACCCAGUAGCGGGUUGUCUCUCCAGUCUACCACAGGCCAGUCAUCGAAUCAGAGGUCGCUCUCAAAGUGGCAACGCGGAGCAGCUGAAGCCCAAUGUCUUGCUGCGUCUGACUCUGGGCGGCCUCACCCUAACCAUGCUGCAGGAGGACCCGCCCUCCAAGCCGGAAGGCGUCUCCUCAUUGUCUCAGAUGUCCCAGGUGUUCUUCCAAGAACUCGCCUCUUUUAAGGACAGCAUGUUCGGUGAGAGAGACUUCCACCACCUGAGAGGCGGGUUUGCCAAGGCUUGCCCUCACUCGCACCUCAGAGUGACGGGGGCAGCGGUGCAGUUUUCCUGUGAGAUGCGCAGCGGGAGACGCCACAGUCGAGCGGUGACCUCCGACGUCUCCUUCAGCAGACUAGAAAUGCUGGAGUGCCUCUGGGAGAACAGCAAGCCUCAGUACAGCGAGUUGCUCCAGUUCCAGAAAGCCAACACGUUCACAGUGGGAGUUGCCGCCAGACCGUGUGCCCAGCUGCACUACAGCCUCACCGAGAAGCACCUGAGGAAGGGUAAACAGCGGGUGGUUCGACGUGACAGCGUGGUGCGCGUGGAGUUGGAAGAUCUCAGCACCGAGUUGGACCUGGACAUCCUCAGUCGACUGAGGAACCUGAACAACGCCUUCAGCUGUUGUCCCGCAGAGCCAGCUGGACCCGACAACCUCCAGACGCAGAGCAGUGAGCUGUACUCCUCCUUCUCCCUCCUCGCCCCGCACGCUGUCCUCCGACUUCGCAUCCCCAUUCCGGACCUGCGCCCCCCCUCUGAGCGUCAGCCCGUGAGCCAGAGGGCGGUGAGGGAGGAGACGCUGGUGUUGGAGCUGACCGAGCUGGAGCUCAGGCACCAGGAAGCGCCGGACCUCCAGAGCGGGCAGCCCAACCAGGCUCAGCUCUCAGCCCCCUGCCUCACCCAGCUGCUGGAAGCCUCCUUUACUGACCUGCAUGGGUCAUAUGAGGGCUGGGAGGGAGGCUCCUUCCCCUGCAUCAGAGUGAAAAAGAGCCAUGACUCUCUGCCCAGGCUAUCAGUACGAGUGCGGGGAGGUGAGACGCAAGGACCGGCGACGGGUCUGGGCAGCUUGAACCUGGGCCUCGCCCGAGAUCUGGGGGCUGCCUUCUUUGAAAGCCACUGUGAACUCAAUGACAAAACCAGCUCCCCGUUCUCCUCUAAUCGCACCAUGUUUGAGACGGAGGAGAUGGUGAUCCCCGCCGAUCCCGAGGAGAUGAGUCAGUUUCAGGCCCAGUGUGUGGCUCAGUCUCAGUGUGCUGUGGAUAUUUGUUUUCCAUUGGCCUACAUCCUUCUACCCAGCAAGCAAGCUUUCCAAAGCAUCUACAACAGGAUCAAUAAUGACCUGUUGAUGUGGGAGCCGCCUCCCCCUGCCCCCUCCUCAGCCCACAGCCCCACGCACAGUCACCAACACCACGACGAGUUCCAACUCUGCAAGUCGGCUUUUCGACUCGACUCUGACUCGGAGGAGGAUGAGCCUCAGUUCUACUUGGCCAAUGAACCAUCAGGAAAGACAAAGUCGGCGCUGCAGCCCAACCCCAACCCUAACCCCAACCACAACCUCAGCCUCCUCUCCCUCACAGUCGUCAUUGGGAAAGGCCGUCUUCAAGCCAGGACAGACAAGAAGGAGGACCAGAGUCAUGGAGAAAUUGUGCUUGACUUGCAAGGAGGGAAGAUGUUCAGUGUAGCACAGCACCAGAAUGACCCAAAUCUCAGUUUUUUGUGUCUGGAGAGUCAACGAGUGGAGCUGUACCAUAAAGCUGUAGUCAAAGACACGGCUAUUCCGCCACGGAUAGAAAUGCCCAACUUCGCUUCUCCAAAGGACUUGGACCCAACCAUCUACCCCACCGAGGUGGGAGUCAGCAGUGUAAGCGGCAGGGAGGCGGAUCCACAGAUGUUGUCCACAGCCAUUAAAAUCACUCUGGACCCACAGAGGAAGGUCAAGGAAUUCCUUGUCGCCCUUCGACUUCAAGGCGCCACCAUGCGGCAUUACGUGACGCAGACCAAUCACAGCUGGCACGAGCAGUUGGUUGAUUUUCUGGAUGUCAUCGACGACCCGAUUCUUGGAUACACCCCACCCGCUGUUAUCACUGUCCUCCAUACACACCUGGCUACAUGUGCAGUUGACUACAGGCCGCUGUAUAUGCCGCUGCGAAUGUUGCUCACAGCAGAGUCCUUCUCUUUGUCCAGUAAUAUCAUUGUAGACACAGCCACCUUCCACCUCAGAUUCAUCCUGGAUGACUCCGCCCUCUACCUCUCUGACAAAUGUGAUAGCAAAGUUGUGGACCUGAGGAGAGACUAUAUUUGUGUUCUGGACAUUGACCUGCUGGAGCUCGCUAUCACAACGUGGAAAGGCAGUAACACAGGCAAACUGGCCCAGCCUCUGUUUGAGCUCCGCUGCUCCAACAACGUCGUUCAUGUCCACGCUUGUGCCGAUUCGUGCGCCGCCCUGGUUAACAUGCUGCAGUACCUCGUCUCACAGGGCGACCUUCAUCCGCCGCCUCGACACACCUCACCCACGGAAAUAGCCGGCCAGAAGCUACCGCUCUCUGAGAGCCCCGCAUCUGUGCUACCCUGCCCUGCUGCUGAAACCGCUGAGAUCAACCAGUGUGAUCUGACUGAUGCCUUAAUAGACACCGACAAGAGCCACCAGGAAGAGAGGAUAGAUCCAGGCUCCCCCUCCAUGCCAAGAGGCUCUCCCGUCUCGGUCUACCUGUUCCCCGGCGAGGGCUCCAGGCAUGACCUUUCCGUGCUGGAGGAGGAGGAGCACUCCGAGGUCGACGACGGUCAGUUCGCCAUAGCAACCGAAGCGCAGGCUGACAUGAUGAUAGAAGAAGAAAGUUCAGAGGGCUCCACUGACAACGAUGACUUCUGCAUCCUGGAGGCUCCUGGCAUGGGCAUUGCUCCCAGGGACGGAGAGCCCGUGGUCACUGUGUUGGUCGAGGGUCCCAUCCACGUGAAGGACAGCCACUUCUCCCGGCCGCGAGGAAGCUCCGACCUGCUCCGUGCUCCGAGCCGCUUCCCUGUGCCUCAAAGCCGAGUGGUGCUGCGGGAGAUCUCCGUGGUGUGGCAUCUCUACGGUGGCAAGGACUUUGAUGUUAAGCCCUCAUCUAUCCACAGCCAGCAUGGAAACAGAGGUCGUUCCGUCCCAUCUGGUGCCCGAAGCUCGCCAUCUCGCUCCGCCGGUUCCUCUCGUCCUCAGAACUCUUGGAGAUGGGCUGGAGGCAGCGGCCGUCAGCACGGCCUCCUCAUGGAGAUACAACUUACCAAGGUGUCUUUCCAGCACGAGUCCUACCCGGUGGCGGUGGCGGGACAGGACGGUGAGGCCUCGGCGUUCAUCGGGGUCGGUCCGGGAGGGGAGCAACCCAUUUCCAGGCAGGUUUUCAUCGUCCAGGAGCUGGAGGUCCGCGAUCGCCUGGCCUCCUCGCAAAUCAACAAGUUCCUGUACCUCUACACGAGCGAGAGCAUGCCCCGAAGAGCCCAUUCCAACAUGUUGACAGUAAAGGCCCUGCAAGUAUGUCCUGAGUCCGGUCUUGGUGGUCCGGAGUGUUGCCUUCGAGUCAGCUUGCUGCCACUUAGACUUAACAUUGACCAGGAUGCAUUGUUCUUCUUGAAGGACUUUUUCAGCAAUCUAGCCUGUUCUGUGAACCCCUACAUGCCUGUGGACCCUGCAUCUGAAGUGAAAGCGGACGCCUCCCAGAAAGCGUCAGAAGAAGCGGAGGCAGGAGGCGCUCUUGGACUGGAUCUCACAGCUUCCGUAGAAACUACUCACAGCGAGCAGAGCUCUUCCUCAGCUGGCUCUACCUCCUCCUCCGAGCAGCCAAUCUACUUCCGUGAGUUUCGUUUCACCUCUGAAGUGCCUAUCUGGCUGGACUAUCACGGCAAGCACGUGGUCAUCAAACAGGGAACCUUUGCAGGGAUUCUAAUUGGUUUGGCUCAGUUGAAUUGUUCUGAGCUGAAGCUGAAGCGACUCUGCUGUCGACACGGCCUGCUAGGUGUCGAUAAAGUGAUCCAGUAUGCCGUCACUGAAUGGCUGACCGACAUCAGGAAGAAUCAGCUGCCGGGCAUUCUGGGAGGCGUCGGCCCCAUGCACUCUGUUGUCCAGCUGUUCCACGGGGUGAGAGAUCUCUUCUGGCUCCCCAUCGAACAGUACAGAAAAGACGGGCGGAUUAUCCGAGGUCUGCAGAGAGGGGCCGCCUCCUUUGGCACGUCCACGGCGUCGGCGGCACUAGAGCUUAGCAACAGGCUGGUGCAGGCCAUUCAGGCCACCGCCGAGACGGUGUACGACAUCCUGUCUCCUACGCCUCCCUUGAACCGCUACGCCAUCACCGAGGGCCGGGCCUCUUCCAGUCGGCCGCGCCGUGCCGCCCAGCCCGCCGACCUCCGAGAGGGCGUCGCGAAGGCGUACGACACAGUCAGAGAGGGAGUGAUUGACACAGCUCAAACCCUUUGCGAUGUAGCGUCCCGCGGGCACGAACAGAAAGGUCUUCCUGGCGCAGUGGGCGGCGUCCUGCGGCAGAUCCCGCCCACUGUGGUACGCCCGCUCAUUGUGGCCUCGGAAGCCACCUCCAAUCUGCUCGGCGGCAUGCGCAACCAAAUCAAACCGGAUGCAAGGAAGGAGGACUUCUUAAAGUGGCGCACAGAGGACUGCCAAGAAUGAUGGCUUUUUGUGUGUGUGUGUGUGUGUGUGUGUGUGGCGUGUGCGUGUGAAAUGAGGGAGUGAGAGCAGGGUUCAAAUGUUAUUUUUUAUUUUUUUGCAUUCAUGACUGUGGACUAACAAGCGUUAGUGUGUGAUCAAGUGCAAAAAAAAAAAAAAACCCGCGAUGACUAACACCUACUGUGACGCCUAUUGUGUGUGUGGGUGUGUGUGGGGGUUGUAUCAUUGGUUGACGACGUAUGCAGCAGGAACUCUGUGAGUUUCACCUCCCCUCAGUAUUACGCUCAUGGUCACAUUCUCCUCACUGUUUGGUUUAGGGUGCAAACAUAUCACCAUCAUGGUCCUCUCCUUUGUAUUCUAGUUCAGUGGCAUUUCAGGCAGUCGCCCAGUUUCAAGCACACAGGGAAGAGAAAUGGCAGACAAAACUCAAGAGAACCCGACACACUAUAUGUCGCCUUUACAUUUGCUUUCUUUCUGUUUUCUUUUUUUUUUUUUUGCUUUAACAUCGUGUGCCAUAAAGUGAGCAGUAUAUCCCUUUUUUAUUUGAUCCAAGCUUGUGCUGCCUUGCUUAAUUAUGUUCCCUUGCAAACUGAAAAGCUCAUCUUUAAUUUGCCUGACUGAAUAGAAACACUUGAAGCCUGUAAAGCUCGUUCUAAACUUCACAGAAAUCAUGCCGUACUACCAUUUGACUUGCUCGGUUGUGUCAUGAUGUCAUCCUGUGGUUUUUCCACUUUCCUCACACUUCAUCACACUUUCAUUUUUCGUACAGAUUUGGAGACAACAAGGGUUGGUUAGGAUCAUUGUCUACACUUCCCUGUUUUUGUAGUUGUUCCUACUUCUUUUUUUCAUUUGUUUGUUAUAUUCAUUCAUUUUUAAACUAAGCAAUGAUGGGAUGUGAAUGUAGUAACCACUGAGGAUAUGGUGUUUGUGGUU